Episyrphus balteatus (marmalade hoverfly) is the source of this 497-nucleotide messenger RNA. RefSeq names its product UPF0184 protein CG14818. Lineage: Eukaryota; Metazoa; Arthropoda; Insecta; Diptera; Syrphidae. Bases 19 to 342 code for a protein of 107 amino acids. The record is from RefSeq and is a predicted model, not a curated record. The transcript has 2 exons.
UAUUUUUGACGUUUUACGAUGGAAAAUCCAAAGUCAGCUGACCUGCUAGGUCUAGAAAUCGUCGAAAUGGCACCAAAAAAUGAAAAUAAUCCAAAUCCCAAUAAAACUUACGAACCCAAAAAUGAAAUACAAAAUGUUGUCGAAUCCGAUUUAGCUGAAUUCGAAUCGGUCAACGAUAGUCUGGAUGAAUUGAGCACAGCUCUAGAUUCCAUCGAACAACGCACUGACAGCAUUAUGGCCGAAUUAAAAAAGCUUCUCCAUUCAAAUCGUGAGAUCCGACAAUCUUUGGCCGAGGAAAAGACAACCAGUGGUGAAGUCAAUUCCGACAGCGAAAUGAAAUAAAACAAACAAAUUGGUUUGGUAGUAGUUUCUUUUUUUUUUCUUCUUCUUGUUAUUUAAAUGUGUAUAAUCUUCUUAACGAAAAAAAAACAGUAUUUUUGUGUGUUUAACUAUUGAGUAUAUUUUUGGUUGAAAUUGAAAACAAUUUCCUGUUAAUA